AUGGCGGAAGCUUCUCAAAGCCAGAAGUGCUUGGCAUUGGAUGAGCGGAAUCGGUCACCUUCCAUGAAAGAUUCAGGGUUGGCGAACUCUUCACAACCAGGCCAGUCUGUCACUGAAAACACCUCUCUAUAUCCAUCACCACGUUUUUCGAAGAUUCCUUCAGAGCUCGUUACUAUAGAAAAAGUCGUUGGUCAAACUCAAAAGACUGGACUUGAAAUAGCGGAAGCUUCUCAAAGCCAGCAGUAUCUGGCAUUGGAUAAGCGGAAUCGGUCACCUUCCAUGACAGAUGCAGGGCGGGCGACCUGUCCACAACCGGGCCAGUCUGGCACUGAAUACGCCUCCCUAUAUUCAUCACCACGCUGUUGGGAGAUUCCCGCAGAGCUUGUGACGAUAGAAAAGGUCGUUGGUGAAGGGGCUUUUAGUCAGGUUGCCAGGGCAACAGUCAUAGGCCUCCAGGGGAGACCAAAGAAGACGCUUGUGGUUGUUAAGAUGUUGAAAGAUGACGCUUCUGAGUCGGACAGGAAGGACUUGAUGUCCGAACUUCGAUUGAUGAAGGAACUCGAUGCUCAUCCUCAUGUCACUGAACUUCUGGGAUGUGUCACGAAAUCUGAGCCAUUGAUGGUGUUGAUUGAAUACAUUCCCUAUGGAGAUUUAUUGGGAUACCUCAGAAAUAGCCGUGGAUUGAAUGAUACUUACUUCGAAGACCCGGAUAUCAAACCACAAACAAAUCUGACGUCAGAGCAGCUUAUGAAGUUUGCGUGGCAAGUUGCCGAUGGAAUGUCGUAUUUGUCAUCGAUACCAAUUAUCCAUCGAGACCUUGCAGCUCGUAAUGUGUUCGUUGGAGCGGGGGAAACGUGUAAAGUGACAGACUUUGGUAUGGCCAGAGAUGUCCUAGAUGAUAACAUUUAUCAAAUGAGGUCAAAGGGACGCAUCCCUCUGAAGUGGACAGCUUUUGAGGCGCUGCUUUACGGGAAAUAUUCUACCAAAAGUGACGUGUGGAGCUACGGAGUUCUCCUCUAUGAGAUUUUCACGAUUGGUGGCUCGCCGUAUCCAAAAAUGGAUGGAAGACAAAUUUUAACAUCGCUAGAAGCGGGAUACAGAAUGCCUAGACCACAGCACGUGGAUAAUAAGUUGUAUGACUUAAUGACAAACUGUUGGAAACACGACCCUAACUUGAGACCAUCUUUUGAGGAUAUGAGGAACACACUGAAAGAAAUGGAAGACCACCAUAAGGGCCUAAUAAAUUUAGAAAAUUACGAUGAUCGACUCUAUGUUAAUGUUGACCAUCUUGCCGAGUAAGCGAUUGCAUCCUCAUGGAGCACAGGAUGGAUUGAUAAAUCUGAGAUUAUAUGCUUUUUUGGAUGAGGUUUUAGUCUUUCAUGUGUUAAUUAAGCAAGUACAGAAACAAAAAAUAACAGCGACGUGAGGCAAAG
Molecule: messenger RNA, 1433 nt
Organism: Pocillopora verrucosa
Lineage: Eukaryota; Metazoa; Cnidaria; Anthozoa; Scleractinia; Pocilloporidae
Product: tyrosine kinase receptor Cad96Ca-like
Biological process (GO): cell surface receptor protein tyrosine kinase signaling pathway; positive regulation of kinase activity; multicellular organism development
Cellular component (GO): signaling receptor complex; plasma membrane
Molecular function (GO): ATP binding; transmembrane receptor protein tyrosine kinase activity
Source: RefSeq, a predicted model, not a curated record